UGACCCCAGACCUCUCUCCUAGCACCCCCAUGGCCAGCCCAGUGGACACCAGUCCUGGCCCUCCCGUCGUGGUAAAACAUGAUCCCGAAGAGCUCGGGAUGUACAUUAUCGUCAGUGAUAUCGCAGCCGGGACGUUCGGGACAGUCAAAAAGGCCAUCCACAAGGUCACUGGGCAUCGGGUCGCUCUGAAGUUUCUGUCAAAAGCUGCUGUUGCCAAUAACGGGAUGAAAACGCGCGUGCGACGUGAAUUCGAAUACACCCGGAUGCUGCGGCAUCCCCAUAUCAUCAAGCUUUAUGAAAUCAUCACCACGCCCGAAGAGAUCGUGUUCGUGCUCGAAUACGCGGAGGGCGAGCUCUUCGUGUACAUCCGCGAUCACGGACCGCUCGACGAGGAUCUUGCGCGACGAUUCUUCCAGCAAAUAAUCGCGGGAGUGGAGUACACGCAUCGACAGAAGAUCAUACAUCGAGACCUCAAGCCCGAGAACAUCCUCCUCGACGAAUACUCCAAUGUCAAAAUCGGCGACUUUGGUCUGUCUAAGGAGGCCAAAGACGGGGAGUUCCUGACGACGAGCUGCGGCAGUCCCAACUAUGCGGCGCCCGAAGUUAUCAGAGGGGACCGGUACUCAGGUCCUGACGCUGAUGUGUGGAGCUCAGGCGUGAUCCUCUACGUUCUGCUCUGCAACCAGCUUCCUUUCGAGGACGAGAAUAUCACCGAGUUGUUCGAGAAGAUCAAAACGCUGAAGUACGAUCUGCCGACCCACCUGAACCCACUCGCGCAGAACCUGAUCAGAUCCAUGCUCGUGCUGGAUCCGUUCCAGCGUAUAACGAUCCCGGAAAUCAUGAAACAUCCUUGGUUCACAGUCGACUUGCCGAGGUAUCUGACGCCCCUGCCGCCCAUACCGGGUGCCGUGGUCGGGACUCUGAGCUCUCUGGUCGCUCCACCGGUUGUCCCCCUGGACAGGGACCUUGAGUACGUGGAAGGACUGGGCCGGAUUGAUGACGAGGUAGUCGACGAGUUGGUUGAGCUCCUGGAAGGAGUCGACAAGGAAGAAGUCUUGCACAGUCUGCGUCGGGACGACGGGUCUCGCGGGAAUCAAGUCAAGGUCGCCUACAUGUUGCUGCAGGACAAGCGGAGAGUGGGCAAAGACCUUGCGAUCGUUUCUGAGCUGGAGCGAGAAGCGGAGCUGGCGAGCAUGGACCCCAGGAAUGCGAUCUCUCCCAAUGCGGUUUCUCCCAACGGCGGCGAUGCUGAUGAAAAUCCGUUUGAGGCUGAGUUUGAGGAGGACAUCGACGACGUGGAUGACGAGUUCAUCGACCUUGCGGAAGACGAGGUAGACAUGCCAUCGAGAUUCUCCAUCCUAGGAAGCUCUCUGCCGGCGCCUGAGUCGAUGAACACCGGUCGGCGACGGCAUAAAAAACGCUCCAAAUGGCAAUUCGGGAUACGCAGUUCGAGUCCGCCUCUGAAAGUGUUGAAGGAGAUCUACGCGCAACUCAAGGCGAUGGACAUGGAGUGGAAGUACAGGCACGAUCUCAGCGACAUCUUUUGUAUCGAGGCGAGAGCGCGAGUGAGAGAUUUCGUGAUUCUUAUGAACAUCAAUCUGUACGACACGAAGCAGCACUUGGGGCUCGAGUACUACCGGCUCGACUUCGUACACAAGAAGUCGUAUCGCGCGUCGACGCUCCCUGGUGCCGGCAAAUACGAUGCGGCGCCCCGUGAGGGAUCCGAGUCCGAGUCCAUUACCCGAUCGUACGCUCGGUCGGUGUUCACGGACGGACUGAAUGACAAGAAAACGAUUUUGUCUCCCUUUAUCUUCAUGGAACUGGCCGCUGAACUGAUCCUCAACCUUGCUGCCAGUAAUGCUAAUGACUGACGAGUAUCUUCCUGCUGUGUACCAGGUCAUAUACGUAACAUGUACUUGUAAAUGUAGAUCAUGUACUGUAAUUGUAACAGUUUGAGAUUCAUGCAAGUCGUAUCGACUCUCUAGCUUCUACUUGUAUCUCGACAGACUUGUGGCUUC
Molecule: messenger RNA, 2018 nt
Organism: Mycena citricolor
Lineage: Eukaryota; Fungi; Basidiomycota; Agaricomycetes; Agaricales; Mycenaceae
Source: the annotation of a GenBank genome assembly